AAGAGAAAACCAUCCACACGUUUAAGAAACACCAUGCUACUUAUUGUUGUAGCUAUAAAAUGUAUUACAAAUAUUUUGGAGGGAAUCCACCCUUGUAUACGUCAUUUGCCUAAUGACGCACGAGUGGAAUAGUGCCGUCUCAUUUCAAACGAGCGCAAUUCCAUCCACAUUCUCUCCAUUGAGAAGAUUGGCGAGAGAGUGAGGACGGAGGAGAGAGGUCGCAGGAGGUUUCCAAUGCGCCCUCCUGUGACUUGCAGGGAAAGUUUAAAGUCCCCCGGUGAACACACAGGAGGUUGACACCUGGGACAAGUAUCGGAGAGUGAUGUCUAGCUGGUUGAAGGACGGUGAGGUGUUGAUAGGUGAGGGAAGCGGAACUGCAUCCCCAUGCAGCCGCAGACAGCGGAUCUUGUCAACGCCAGGUGGAUGUGGCAGUCUCAGGCCGGGUGGCAAAGGGGUAGGGGUGCGCGGCCAUGGGGGGUCACCUAGCUUCAAGGAAGGGGUGUCCGGGAUGGUGCAGCCAGAGACCAUGGGGAAGGCCAAAGAGCUGUUUGUUCUCUGUGAUAAAGAAGGAAAAGGCUUCAUCACCAAGAGAGAUAUGCAGAGACUGCAGGGGGAGUUACCUCUCUCCCCAGAACAGCUGGAGUCUGUUUUUGAGAGUCUGGACAGAGACAGAAACGGAUUCCUAACUCCUGUCGAGUUUAACAUGGGCCUUGCAGGGGAGUUGAUGGUGGUGGAGGAGAGCACAGAGAAAAGGCAGACAGAGACCGAGGAAAACGAAGAGCUAGGAGAACUCCGAUUUAUUCAGAUACUGACAGAGCUGGGAGCUGACAAACUCUUCAAAGAUCAGUGCGAGCUGGGUACCCUGUGGUGUGCUCUCCAGAGAGACAGACCAGAGCUGCUCUCUAUCCUGGAGGAUGUCCUAGUCCACUCUGUGUCUCAUCUACAAGACUCACUGAGGGAGAGAGACAGUUUGGAACUGGCUCUACGCAGACGGGAGAGUGACCACGACAGGGUUGUUCGGUCCAUAUACGAGGAGAUGGAGAGUCAGAACAGAGAGGAGAGAGAGAAACGACUCGCUCAGGACAGUAUCAGACAGUGGGACAGAAGACAGAAGAUUGCUGAGGAGCUGAAGACGAGGGAGCAGGAACUGGAGACCACCCUGGCCAAGCAGAGAGAGCUGGAGGCUCGUAUCCAGGCGCUGGGCUAUGAGCAGGCAGACAUCAGGGUGCAGAAUCAGAAGCUCCACAGUCUGAACAUACAGCUCCAGGAGCAGCUAGAGACCAGCCGGGAGGAGCUACAGAAAGCCCUGAAACAGUUAAAGUUCCUUCAGUCAAACACUGCCCAGGAGGAGAGGAGCAGAGAGAGGACUGUGCUCAAGGUCUCCAAGAACAUGCAGAAAGAAAAAGACAGUCUGCAGAGGCAGUUGGAGUUACUGAGGGAUAUGAACAAACGUCUGAGAGAUGAGAAAGACACACAUCAGUCCCAGAAGAGGCCUCCUAAUGUCAGGAAGCCUCUGCGGAAGAAAGGCUCAGUGAUAGGGAACUACAUACUGCAAGACAAGCCAAUCGAAAGACAGCUGAGCUCUUUCAGCCAAUCAGAGCUGGAGCUGGCUUCAGACGGGAUACCAUGUAACUCGUCCAAGAGAAGAUUCAGAGAACACAGCUGUGACGAUAAUGGAGGGACUGAAGCAAUACAGGCCAGACUGACCAGCACCCACCCUCAGAGGGUAUUCAAGGUGGUGUUUUUGGGGAACUCGGGAGUGGGCAAAAGCUCCUUCAUCCACCACUACUGCAAUGGACACUUCCCCAACACACUGGGUACUACUGUGGGUGUCGACUUCCAGAUGCGUGCUGUGACACUGGGCUCCACCACCAUCGCUCUUCAGCUCUGGGAUACUGCAGGACAGGAGUGUGUGUGUGUGUGUGUGUGUGUGUGUGUGUGUGUGUGUGUGUGUGUGUGUCAGUGGAGGCUCCUCUGAGGAGUAAGGGGAGGACAAUCUUCCUCAGUGAAUUUCAGAAAAAUGUGAAACAAAAAAGUUAUCUUAUUUAGAUACAACUAUAGUAAAUAUAUUCACCUGACCAAAUAAUUGAUUAAAACCCUGUUUUUGCAAACAAGGUCUACAGUAGCCUCAACAGAACUCUGUAGGGUAGCACCAUGGUGUAGCCGGAGGACAGCUAGCUUCCGUCCUCCUCUGGGUACAUUGACUUCAAUACAAAACCUAGGAGGCUCAUGGUUCUCACCCCGUUCCAUAGACUUACACUGUAAUUAUGACAACUUCCUGGAGGAUGUCCUCCAACCUAUCAGAGAUCUUGCAGCCUGAGCUGACAUGUUGUCCACCCAAUCAAAGGAUCAGAUAAUGAAUCUAGUACUGAAAGCAUAAGCUACAGCUAGCUAGCACUGCAGUGCAUAACAUGUGGUGAGUAGUUGACACAACGAGAGAGAGAGACAAUAGUUGAACAGUUUUGAACAAAUUAAUUUAUUCAAAAAAUAAAAGAGAACGAGAGAGAGAGAGCUAUAUUUCGGUGUGUAUAUCUUUUUCACUUUUACUUACUUAGGUAGCGAAUGCAGCUAGCUAGUUUAGCCUACUCAAACACCUGGCUAAAACAGAGAGGGAUGCUAUGUUAGCUAGCGGGCUAUGGCUAUCCAACAAAGAGGGAUGCUAUGUUAGCUAAUUGGCUCUGGCUAUCAAACAGAGAGGGAUGCUAUGUUAGCUAGCGGGCUAAGGCUAUCAAACAGAGAGGGAUGCUAUGUUAGCUAGCGUGCUAAGGCUAUCAAACAGAGAGGGAUGCUAUGUUAGCUAGCGGGCUAAGGCUAUCAAACCGAGAGGGAUGCUAUGUCGAGUCGCAAUUUAACGGCUCAGACACGAGACGUAUGUGGCAGGGUCUACAGGAAAUCACGGACUACAAAAACAGCCACGUCACUGAUACCGACGUCACUCUUCCAGACAAACUAAACACCUUCUUUGCCCACUUUGAGGAUAGUACAGUGCCACCGUCGCGGCCCGCUAACAAGGACUGCCCCCCCCUCUCCUUCUCCGUGGCUGACGUGAGUAAAACAUUUAAACAUGUUAACUCUCGCAUGUCUGCCGGCCCAGACGGCAUCCCUAGCUGCAUUCCUCAGAGCAUGCGCAGACCAGCUGGCUGGUGUGUUUACGGACAUAUUCAAUCACUCCCUAUCCCAGUCUGUUGUCCCUUCACGAUGGCUACCAUUGUUCCUGUACCCAAGAAGGCAAAGAUAACUGAACUAAAUGGUGUGUGUGCUCAGCCCCCUCCUGUACUCCCUGUUCACCUACGACUGCGUGGCCAUGCACGCCUCCAACUCAAUCAUCAAAUUUGCAGAUGACACAACAGUAGUGGGCUUGAUUACCAACAACGAUGAGACAGCCUACAGGGAGGAGGUGAGGGCCAGGAAAACAACCUCAGACUCAAUGUCAACAAAACAAAGGAGAUGAUUGUGGACUUCAGGAAACAGCAGAGGGAGCAGCCCCCCAUCCACAUCGACGGGACAGUUGUGGAGAAGUUGGAGAGUUUUAAGCUCCUGGGCGUACACAUCACAGACAAACUGAUAUGGUCCACCCACACAGACAGCGUGGUGAAGAAGGCGCAACAGCGUGGCCUGGUAUGGCAGCUGCACCGCCCUCAACCGCAAGGCUCUCAAGAGGGUGGUGCGAUCUGCACAACGCAUUCACCCGGGUCAAACUACCUUCCCUCCAGACACCUACAGCACCCGAUGUCACGGAAAAGCCAAAAAGGACAACAACCACCCGAGCCACUGCCCUUUCACACCACUAUCAUCCAGAAGACGAGGUCAGUACAGGUGCAUCAAAGCUGGGACCGAGAGAUUGAAAAACAGCUUCUAUCUCAAGGCCAUCAGACUGCUAAACAGCCAUCACUAACUCAGAGAGGCUGCUUCCUAAAUUAGAGACCUGAUCACUGGACACUUUAAUAAAUGGAUCACUAGUCACUUUAAACAAUUCCACUUUAAUCAUGUUUACAUAUCUUACAUUACUCAUCUCUUAUGUAUAUACUGCAUUUUAUACCAUCUACUGCACCUUGCCUAUGUCGCUCGGCCGUCGCUAAUCCAUAUACUGAUAUAUGCGUAUUUUCAUUCAUCCCUUUAGAUUUGUGUGUAUCAGGUAGUUGUUGGGGAAUCGUUAGAUUACUUGUUAAAUAUUGCUGCACUGUCGGAACUAGAAGCACAAGCAUUUCGCUACACUCGCAUCUGCUAACCAUGUGUAUGUGACCAAUAAAAUGUGAUUUUAUUUGUUAGCUAGCUGGCUCUGACUAUCCUACACUGGAACUCUUCCAAGUCAAGGUAAGGUUUUGGUUUUAUUAAUUUAUUGCCAGUGUAACUGCUAAAGUGCUUACUGACUGUACUGCAUGAUUGUAGCGGGUUUACCAAUGCGGUAGUUCUAUUAUCCAUGGUGACGAUGACGUAGGCUGUGUGUAGCGGUUAUGAUAUGAAGGUUUUGACACCUGGCCACAGACAGCUGAUGCGUUUGUGCAUUGAAGUCCACAAGCGAAGGGGAAAAAGGUGAGAGGAGGGGAGCGCGUAGAUGCGAGAAGUAAUUAUAUAAUGAUUAAAGGGAUCAUGCUGUUUGUAUGUGGCUGCUAUGAAAAUGAACUGUGUUUGCGUGUGAUCAGGGGGUGUAUUCAUUCCGCCGAUUCUGUUGAAAAACAUUUCUCAAAUGGAACAAAACGGGGAUAAACAUACCUGAAUUUGUCCAAUAGAAACGCUCGUUUGCAACUGUUGGACUAAUGAUUACACCCUAGAUCAGCUAGAUGCAGGUAAGAGUGUCCACGUUGGUAUUGAGUGUGUCACUGUCUGUCACCUUGAUUACUAAUAUGUCUGUCGGCCUGUGUGCACCUACGUUGUAAACUUUAAUUCAUAGGCUAGGUUGUAGCAACCUCAUGAUGGGUACAGGGAAAAUGUAAGUAUCAUGUAGUAGCCUAAACCUAUCACUGUUACAUUGACCUGUGUGAAUGGAAUAUGAAUGAGAGUCAUCCAAUAUGCUCUAAUACAAAUAAUGCUUAUGAAAUAUACUAAUCCUCCCUCAUCUUAAA
Oncorhynchus nerka (sockeye salmon) is the source of this 5063-nucleotide messenger RNA. It is a transcript of the gene cracr2b, whose product is annotated as calcium release activated channel regulator 2B. Gene Ontology annotation, biological process: vesicle-mediated transport. The record is from RefSeq and is a predicted model, not a curated record. The transcript is spliced from 15 exons. Gene Ontology annotation, molecular function: GTP binding; calcium ion binding; GTPase activity. The coding region runs from base 323 to 1978 and encodes 551 amino acids. Gene Ontology annotation, cellular component: trans-Golgi network membrane. NCBI's taxonomy places the organism in Eukaryota, Metazoa, Chordata, Actinopteri, Salmoniformes, Salmonidae.